AUGACCGCCACCCCCUCCGAAGCCUCCUCCGAAGCCUCCUUUUCUUUCAUCACCUCCUUUUCCUUCAUCACCUCCUUUUCCUUCAUCUCCUCCCUUUCCUUCAUCUCCUCCCUUUCCUUCAUCUCCUCCUCCACCACCCAGGCCUCCGCCAGCACCACCACCCUCUCCUCCACCUUCUCCCUCUCCUAUUCCAAAGCCUCCUCCAGCUCCAGCACCGAAUCCUCCUCCAGCUCCAGCACCGAGUCCUCCUCCGAAUCCGCCGCCACCACCCAGACCGAUACCACCAUCCUUGCUAUCAGCGCCUAUCAUGUAGUUCCAAUUAGAGACAGGGAUGUAUGGGGAGACUAG
Messenger RNA from Penicillium subrubescens, 348 nucleotides. RefSeq lists its product as uncharacterized. The record is from RefSeq and is a predicted model, not a curated record. The transcript has a single exon. Bases 1 to 348 code for a protein of 115 amino acids. Lineage: Eukaryota; Fungi; Ascomycota; Eurotiomycetes; Eurotiales; Aspergillaceae.